Messenger RNA from Daldinia caldariorum, 1403 nucleotides. RefSeq names its product ferritin-like domain-containing protein. Lineage: Eukaryota; Fungi; Ascomycota; Sordariomycetes; Xylariales; Hypoxylaceae. Bases 106 to 1074 code for a protein of 322 amino acids. The record is from RefSeq and is a predicted model, not a curated record. The transcript is spliced from 2 exons.
UCUUUUACGAAUCUUACUAUCAAACCCGAUUUACUACUUUGAAACGAAACGGAAAAACCGAAGUUAAAACGGGCCUAAUAGUUAUCAGAUAUUAAUCAGAACAAGAUGCCUUCCUUCAAGAAAUCUAUGGGCGUUAUGGCGGGACUGGCUGCUAUUGCUUGUGCUCUCCCAGCCCAACCGAAGUUGAACGAGAGACAAUCCCAAAUCUACAGCGUUGCUAAGCGACAAAAUGCGGCUGCUGCUGCUCUCGGUUUGGCAGAUGUCGAUAUCCUGCAAUUCGCCCUGACCCUGGAGUGGCUUGAGGCUUCUUUUUACCAGCAAGGUUUUGCCAAGUUCAGCGAUGACCAGUUCACCGCCCUGGGGUUAAACGCCCAACAGCUUAGCGACCUUAAGAGUAUUGGUUCCAGCGAAGAGUCCCACGUCGGUCUGCUGCAGAGCUCUAUCGCACAGGCUGGUGUCCAACCUGUCCAGCCCUGCGAGUACAACUUUGGCUUUACUGAUGCCGCGGGCAUGGUUGCUACUGCAUCUAUCCUAGAGAGUGUCGGCAUUUCCGCCUACCUUGGUGCCGCGCCCCUUGUAUCGGACAGCAAGAUCCUCAGCACGGCUGCGUCCAUCCUCACCAUCGAAGCCAGACACCAGUCUUUCGUGCGCAUCGCCUCGAAGGUCGCUGCUUCCCCAUCCCCCUUCGACACACCCCUAGGCCCCAAGGCCGUCUUCUCCCUCGCCGCGCCGUUCAUCAAGUCGUGCCCGGCCGGCUCCAACCUAAUCCUAACCGCGUUCCCAACCCUGGCGAUGACCAACCCGGCCCCCGCAGCCGGCGUCACGGCCCUCGCGCAGGGUACCAUGCUCAACUUCCAGAGCGACGCCGCCGCGGGCGCCAAGUUCUGCGGUUUCACGAACUCCGCCGCGCCCGGCGGCACCGCCUUCUCCGCCUUCGACCCCGCCCAGGGCUGCGCUCUCCCGCCGAACCUGGCCGGCACCGUCUACGUCACGCUCACCAGCGCCGCGGCCGCCAACGGCGUCCUGACCGACGAUAUCACGCUCGCGGGGCCGUUGGUCAUGAACCUCAGCUAAACAUCUCGAUACCUAACAUUAGGUACCAACCUACUCACCUACCUACCUUACCUAAUAUAACUACAGGGAGGGGAUUUGUAAAUAGGAAAAGCUUCGUCUACCUAAUAACGCAUCCCUUUUUUGAGUAAGGAGCCGCCGACAUGAGAGCGCGCUGGGCCCGAGAAGGAAAAAGAACUAGGCACAGACGGGAGGGCGGUUUUCGGUUCCUCGCACAAUAACCGUACUACCCACCAGCUUAGACAAUAUAUCUCGUUUGCGUCAUCGUCGGCCUGCAGCCUGCGCUCCCUGUUUGUAUGUAAUAUCCAGUGCCACGCGACAGGGCAUCCAUG